This is a messenger RNA of Lasiosphaeria miniovina, 1100 nucleotides long. RefSeq lists its product as uncharacterized. NCBI's taxonomy places the organism in Eukaryota, Fungi, Ascomycota, Sordariomycetes, Sordariales, Lasiosphaeriaceae. The record is from RefSeq and is a predicted model, not a curated record. The transcript has a single exon. Bases 827 to 1036 code for a protein of 69 amino acids.
GCCGCGCUCUCUGUACCCACACACUGUACGUAAUAUACACCUAUACCAAGGUCACUCUGCGGCACCGAGCCCGCCGCUGUGUCCACGAUGCGGUUGUUGGGUGGCGACCUACAAGGGUAACAUUUUCUUUAUUCAAGCCAACGCAAUCCUUUUGCAUCAUCUUCCAGAACCACUUUGUUUUUGCUCGCCAGCAUCAAUUUCUCUCUCUGUCUUGUCUCCAAGACCCGUUUCAUACCUUCUCCACCGUUCAAGAGGUAGCUGUGCAUACCUCGCUUGUAACUGUCCUAAUGUGUGGAUCGGGGCGCUAAUAACACCCCUGCCGCUUGCCUAUCACCCCACCAUGGAGCCCAGCCUUUCCGCCCGCCUCACCGCUGGCAGUUGGAUGGAAGCAAGCCCCCACCUAUGCCCCGCCAUGAUGAGGGGCUUUGGGUCACCAACUUUGACCCAGGAGCCGUGCAAUGAUGCCAGACAAGGCUGUGACAUAUUAAUCAGGCACAGAUUAGGUUUUCAGUUUUGUCCUUCUUAACGAUUGGCACCGUCUUGUAUUUUCCAAUUUCCAUUGUUUUUAAUGAAGGGAAUUCUAAAAGUUGAAAGAAAUCCAAGUUUCGCUAUAUGCCUACCUCCUUAACUAAGCUUCCUUGACUAAGGUAAGUACCUCAGGUAAGGUAGGCACCUACCUAUCAUGGUUUCCAUACGAUUGUCAUUGGGAAACAAGAAAUAUGCUUGUAUGAAAUGGCUCGCGAGUACUCUGAAAUGACUUUCUCUAUUUCUUCUAAGGCAGGUCGCAGAUACCUCUGGGGUGGGGACGGAGAAUGCAGGUUGUGAAAUGGCAUUUUACUCAGACCUAACGAUACCUACAACUGCGAGGUACCUUGAACUGUACAGUACAACAAUGCAUAUAAGGCCAACUCACUCCAAGUGUAAUUUGAUAUCUUUAACCAUCUAUAAGGAAGUUUUUUUUGUCUACUCAAGGAGCGACUGGAGCAACGUCUUUCCCUGUUUAACAAAAUGUACACACUUUUUGGUAACAAGUUGAUGCCUUCAGAGUUACCGGCAUGGCCUACAACAUUUAUUUAUCAAAUAUCAUUCACAGCAAAAUG